AUGGCAAACCACUACUCCGUGCUGGGUGUCUCCCCUGACGCUACUCACCAGCAGAUCAAAGCAGCAUACAACAAACUAGUCCUUCAACACCACCCUGACAAAGGAGGAUCGCAGGCCGAGUUUAUCCAAAUCCAGACAGCAUGGGAAGUUCUCAGAGAUCCUGCCGCUCGCGCAAACUAUGACCGACAAUGCCGCAGCAGAGCCGGCGAGAACGCGCAGAGGCCUCGACACCACGGGCAACAUCAGAGAGCCUCAGGAGCUCAGUUUCCACGCGACCAACCCAACAGCGGCCGCUAUCACCACGACUCAAUGCCGGGUGGUUAUUACUCUGAUGCAGGAUCUGGCUCUAGGAGAGGACCCAGCUUCAAUUCUUGGAACGGCUUUCGUGAGUCCUCGGCAGGUUCCGCCUACAACAGCUACUACGGCUCGUCUGCUGGUGCAGCAAGUGACAGAGACAGAAAUCCGAGGGCUUCGAGUACACCAGAGCCAGAAGACAACUCACGUCACCAGCCUCGCAAUGCGCAAACAAAUAACCAGGAUUUCCACUCGCGAUCAAGACGCCGUGACCACACCGAUUCUCCUCCUUACAGUCCGCAGUCCUCGUCUCCGCCACCCACGAUGCCGACCGAACUCGAUCUGAAGGCCGUCAAAGCCCUUGCCGUAGAGGCGUCACGGAACCUCGAACGCUACAAACAUCUCAUCUCCACGCUGCGCUCGUCUACCAGGAGUCGUCCGCUCUUGCAAGAAACCCAAAUUAAACUUGAACAUGUCCACCUCCUCCUGCAGACUCGGGAGUUGAAAUUGAAGCAAAGAGUCACCGAGAUCAAAAUGUACAACAUCAACGUACAAAACAAGACUCCACCAGAGAAGUUGGAGCCCUUCUUUGUGUCUCUGUGGGAGACCAUCCUCAAGGAGGACAAGGAGGCGGUGACCGACGUGAACUCGUCGGCAUCAAGAGUCAUGAGGGAUGCAAGCCAAUGGCUGCGAAGAAGGGAGGUGCUGGAGGCACGUGGCCUUGAGUUCACUGAAGAUGAUAGACUCGCCCGAGACUUGAAAGACAGCACGGAGGCGUUGGAGCGACUCUUGACCAAGGUGCUCCUCUCGGCGCCAGGGGCUGCGCCACCUCGGUCCUACUGA
Molecule: messenger RNA, 1137 nt
Organism: Fonsecaea multimorphosa CBS 102226
Lineage: Eukaryota; Fungi; Ascomycota; Eurotiomycetes; Chaetothyriales; Herpotrichiellaceae
Exons: 1
Coding region: 1-1137 (378 amino acids)
Cellular component (GO): endoplasmic reticulum
Molecular function (GO): misfolded protein binding; protein-folding chaperone binding
Source: RefSeq, a predicted model, not a curated record